Diabrotica virgifera virgifera (western corn rootworm) is the source of this 2698-nucleotide messenger RNA. Its product is annotated as zinc finger protein OZF-like. Bases 180 to 1703 code for a protein of 507 amino acids. Gene Ontology annotation, molecular function: DNA-binding transcription factor activity, RNA polymerase II-specific; RNA polymerase II transcription regulatory region sequence-specific DNA binding. The transcript is spliced from 2 exons. The record is from RefSeq and is a predicted model, not a curated record. Gene Ontology annotation, cellular component: nucleus. Lineage: Eukaryota; Metazoa; Arthropoda; Insecta; Coleoptera; Chrysomelidae. Gene Ontology annotation, biological process: regulation of transcription by RNA polymerase II.
UCUUGAACUUUGAAGAAGUGUCAACUGUCAUGGAUGUUUGUCUUUAUUUAUUGUUUAUUUAGAAAAAAACAUCACUUAAAAAAAUAUCUCUUAUUUUAAAUUACACUUAAAAUCCAUAGCUUUAAGUUAUUUUAAAAACUUAGCACAUACCAAUUUGUAAUUUAGUUUAAUUUUUUAUUAUGGCAUGUAAUGAAGAUAUUAAGGACUCUACAAACAGAGAAAUAUUAACAGUUAUUAAGGAUGAAGGCGAUUCUCUAAAGAAAUAUAACAAUAUAGAAGUUAAAUUGGAACUAAAUGUAAGCAGUUAUGGACAGGAAUCUGUAUUGGAUGAGUUUUGUUCAGUGGAUAUUAAAAUCGAAAACAAUGCAUUGGAAAAUGUAUCUAAUGAAAUUAAAGCUGAAGCAAAAACAGAACUAGAGGAGCAGAGCAUUGGUGCCCCACCUGAUAUUACAAUGGAACUCACAAAUAACAAACCAUUCAAUUCUACCAAAGGACAUUUGAAAACAUAUACUGGUGAAAGACCAUAUGAAUGUAAAAUUUGUAAUAAGCUGUUUACUACAAAAGGUAAUUUAAAGAUUCAUAUGAAAAUUCACACUGGUGAAAAACUUUAUAAAUGUGAAAUUUGUAGUAAGCAGUUUGCUCAACUAAGUAGUUUAAAGGAUCAUAUGAGAGUUCACACUGGUGAAAAACCUUAUAAAUGUGAAAUUUAUAGUAAGUUGUUUACUGCAAAAUGUACUUUAAACAAUCAUAUGAGAAUUCACACUGGUGAAAAACCUUAUAACUGUGAAAUUUGUAGUAAGCAGUUUACUGCAAAAUGUAGUUUAAAUACUCAUAUGAGAAUUCACACUGGUGAAAAAACUUAUAACUGUGAAAUUUGUGAUAAGUCGUUUGUCCAAACAAGUAAUUUAAAUACUCAUAUGAGAAUUCACACUGGUAAAAAACUUUAUAAAUGUGAAAUUUGUAGAAAGCACUUUACUGCAAAAAGUAGUUUAAAUUAUCAUAUUAGAAUUCAUACCAGUGAAAAACCUUAUAACUGUGAAAUUUGUAGUAAGCAGUUUACUGGAAAAUGUACUUUAAAUAAUCAUAUGAGAAUUCACACUGGUGAAAAACCUUAUAACUGUGAAAUUUGUGAUAAAUCGUUUGUCCAAACAAGUCAUUUAAAUACUCAUAUGAGAAUUCACACUGGUGAAAAACCUUAUAACUGUGAAAUUUGUAGUAAGCACUUUACUACAAAAAGUAGUUUAAAUUAUCAUAUAAGAAUUCAUACCAGUGAAAAACCUUAUAACUGUGAAAUUUGUAGUAAGCACUUUACUACAAAAAGUAGUUUAAAUUAUCAUAUUAAAAUUCAUACCAGUGAAAAACCUUAUAACUGUGAAAUUUGUGAUAAGUCGUUUGUCCAAACAAGUCAUUUAAAUGCUCAUAUGAGAAUUCACACUGGUGAAAAACCUUAUAACUGUGAAAUUUGUAGUAAGCACUUUACUACAAAAAGUAGUUUAAAUUAUCAUAUUAGAAUUCAUACCAGUGAAAAACCUUAUAACUGUGAAAUUUGUAGUAAGCAGUUUACUGCAAAAUGUACUUUAAAUAAUCAUAUGAGAAUUCACACUGGUGAAAAACUUUAUAACUGCGAACUUUGUAGUAAGCUGUUUACUCUAAAAGGUGAUUUAAAGCGGCAUAUGAGAAUCCACACUGGUAAAACACCUUAGAAAUGUAAAAGGACCCCGCAACAAGUCGUUUGUCCAAACAAGUCAUUUAAAUACUCAUGAGAAUUCACACUGGUGAAACACCUUAUAAAUGUGAAUUUUGUAGUAAGCAGUUUGUUCAACUAGUUAAUUUCGUCUAGUCCGAAUUGCGUUCCGUUUCUUGGGUCUUGUCGAAUUGCGCCCAAAUAUUUUGCUUACCUGGCCACCGAUAACGUCUAGUCCGAAUUGCGUUUCAUUUCUUAAUUAGCCAACCCAAUUGCGGUCAGAGGAUAGCUUAAUAAAUAUUAGGUAAGCAGGGAAAUAUAAUAAACGUAAUAUCAACUAACAGUUUAUUUUUAUCUAAUAUAUUAUAUUAAAAAGCACCGAAUUUAUAACUAACACAUUUAACGAAAGUGUAUCUUGAAAUUUCACCCCUGUUAUACUGGUUAAUUUUCUGUUCGAGAAAAAUAUAUUUGCUGGAGGUAGCUUUAUCUACAUUUCUAGAAAUAUUUUGUUUAACAGAAUUUAUUUUUAUAUAAGAAUCGGUUUGAAUGCGCUUUAAUGUUUCAACAAACAAAAAAAUAUUAGGAUGUGGAGACAAACAAUAAUUUUUAAAUUUUGAAUGAAAUCCCUCACAAGAAAUAGUUGUUCUAUAUAUAGAUGCGCUAUUCUUCGCCCGAAUUUGUGGAGGAAAUCCUCUUCGAUAUACGUUAAAACUAGAUAGUUUGCAAAUGCGUCAACUCAAUGAUCAUCUGGUUUUUCAGGCAUAAAAUCUUCCACAAAACCAUCUCCAACUUGGCUCGGAGGAAGAUACAUUAGGCCAAAAAUAUGCUUCAGCCAUUUACCUAUUUCUGAGUUCCCGUUCUUAUACUCAGAACUCAACCCCACAUUUUGUACUUUACGCCACCUGUAACAAGAUUAUAGAAUAAUUUCUUUAUUUCAGAAAGUACUUGCAUUCAAGAAAAAGUUUGAAACAGGUCAAAUUUUAUAAAAAAAUACAUCUUUAAAAAAUAAUGAGA